This is a messenger RNA of Micropterus salmoides (largemouth bass), 1296 nucleotides long. It is a transcript of the gene mkrn4, whose product is annotated as makorin, ring finger protein, 4. The transcript has 8 exons. Gene Ontology annotation, molecular function: metal ion binding; ubiquitin protein ligase activity. Bases 72 to 1208 code for a protein of 378 amino acids. The record is from RefSeq and is a predicted model, not a curated record. NCBI's taxonomy places the organism in Eukaryota, Metazoa, Chordata, Actinopteri, Centrarchiformes, Centrarchidae. Gene Ontology annotation, biological process: protein polyubiquitination.
CGUCACGAUUGUAUUGGUUCGUUGUUGUUGAUUGGUAAAGGGAAACGGCUGUCAACUAUUUAGAUACUGAGAUGGAGGGUGCUCGGCGGCAUGCUCAAAACACACGGAGGAUGGACUCGGUCCGUAGUAGAAGUAUCUGUAGGCGUUUCAUAAAUGGCUCUUGCAGAUUUGGUCCAAGGUGUAAUUAUCGUCAUGAAUGGCCAGUUAUACCGUCAGCCCAGAUAUGUAGGUACUUCCAGAAAGGUGGAUGCUGGUAUGGUGAACGCUGCAGAUACCUCCAUGUUCUUCAACCUGAAGUUGAUGCAGCUGUUGCAGGUAGAAGAGGUUCAAUGCCUGCCGUCUCCUCCUCCUCCUCUGUGGCUUACGCUCAACCUGACAGAAGGGGGUCAGAGCCUGCUCUUCUGCAGGCUGAGGUGAUGUCCAGGCAGGAAUGCCGCAGAUCAGAGGUGAUGCCUAAUGUGUCAAAUCCUCAACUCAACAUUGGGCGCCUGGCAGCACAUAUUGCGGAGGAACCAUUGCACGAUACUCUCUCUGAUCACACUGCUUCUUGUGAUUCGAACCAGAGCUCUGAGGAUGCACAAGCAUGUGUUGGAAGAAAUGAGCAGGAGACUUCUUCCAGUUAUACAACAGAGGAUGGUGGAGCUGCUGCUGCGCCCUCUAGUACCCAAGGGAAAGUGGAGGAAAUGCAGGCCUACCUCCAGAGUAAAAAUGUGACUUGUGGGAUCUGCAUGGACAAAGUGUAUGAAAAGACAGACCCAAGAAACCAUGUCUUUGGAAUCCUUCCAAACUGCAGUCACGCUUUCUGUUUACAAUGCAUCAUGACCUGGAGGAAAACAAAAGACCUCGGGCCGGACGUGGUUAAGAGCUGCCCACAGUGCCGCAUAAGGUCACCCUUCUAUGUGCCUAACAACUACUGGGUUGAAGGUCAAGCAAAGGAAAGGGUAGUCGCUGCCUUCAAAGAGAAAUUCAGUAAGAAAAGCUGCAGUUACUACACGAGAUACAGAUGCUGCCCCUUCAAAGCAGAGUGCCUUUAUCGACAUGACAAACAUGCACGUCACAGGUCAUUUCCGUAUCCUACAGAAGAUGAAGACGAUUAUGAUGGCGUCGACCUUCUUAAUCUUUUCAUAGCCAUGACCCUUCUAGGUGGUGAUGACGAUGAUGACGACUUUGACUUUCCUUUUUACCUUUCUGAGGAGUAUGAUUUCUGAGGGGGGGGGGGGUUUCAGUCUUUUUGUCAGUGCCUGAAACCACUGAAUGUGAUGGGGUUUUAAUUAUAAAACUGGCCCCAGAAGAACA